Messenger RNA from Gavialis gangeticus (Gharial), 3840 nucleotides. RefSeq names its product stanniocalcin 2 (gene STC2). Gene Ontology annotation, cellular component: extracellular region. Bases 16 to 777 code for a protein of 253 amino acids. The transcript is spliced from 3 exons. Gene Ontology annotation, biological process: intracellular calcium ion homeostasis. Gene Ontology annotation, molecular function: hormone activity. The record is from RefSeq and is a predicted model, not a curated record. Lineage: Eukaryota; Metazoa; Chordata; Crocodylia; Gavialidae.
AAUUAACUGUAAUCAAUGCUCAUUUCAGCUGAAAUUCAGCACUGCCUGGUUAAUGCUGGUGAUGUGGGAUGCGGAGUGUUUGAAUGCUUCGAAAACAACUCUUGUGAGAUCCGAGGCUUACAUGAGAUCUGCAUGACUUUCCUACACAACGCUGGAAAAUUCGAUGCCCAGGGAAAAUCAUUCAUCAAAGAUGCUCUGAAGUGUAAGGCUCAUGCCUUGAGGCAUAAAUUCAGCUGUAUCAGCCGUAAAUGCCCUGCCAUUAAAGAGAUGGUGUUCCAGUUACAGCGGGAAUGCUACCUGAAGCACGACCUCUGCUCAGCUGCCAAGGAGAACGUCCAAGUCAUUGUGGAAAUGAUUCACUUUAAAGACCUGCUGCAGCAUGAGCCAUACGUCGACCUUGUGAACAUCUUGCUUACCUGUGGGGAGGAGGUGAAAAAGGCAAUCACCAGAAGCGUCCAGGCCCAGUGUGAACAGAACUGGGGAAGCCUCUGCUCCAUCCUGAGCUUCUGUACCUCAUCUGUGCAUAGUGAUGUCACCCUGGGUCCUGAGAAGAAGCCAGAAGAAGCCAACAGAGCCUCCAUCAACCGCGGGGACUUGCUGCCCCAUCCUGAAUCUGACCAGCGGGAGAGCUCGCGAGCAGCUAAGGGAGAGAGAGGUAGCAAGGUUCACUUGAGUGCUCACACCCGUGUGAAAGCAGGAGUUCACAGUCCCAAAGGGGCACACGGGAUCAUUGACCGGGCAGAUGAACUGUCCGAUUUCUCUGACAUCCGAAGGUGAAAGGAGGCACAGACCCUCCCCUCCCCCUCCACUGGAAACUUCCUUCAUCGAGUCCAUCUUCUUAUCUAUGGACAUUCCUGAACAUUUACCAUUCAGAGGGGUGAUGUCAAGCACAGGGCAUUGUGGGAUAUGAGGACCUCAGUGACAGUAUAUAUAUAUAGAAGCAGAGGGAGAGCAGUGGCUAUUGGUUAUUGGUUAUAUCUGGUGAACUCACCACUUGCCUAGCCAGCAAGUGUGACAAAAUGUCUCCAUUUAAAUCCUUUAAAAAACAACAGAACAAUUGGAAACAAGUUGCAAUUGGUUUUUCUUUUGGGUGGAGGGGAGGCCAAGACAGAUCAUACUUUGGCUUUUCCUGACUCAGCACCUCUGCUACACUUAGAGCUGUCUUAAAGCAGGUGGCUAGUUUCCAAAGGGAUUUGGUCCCUGCACAUGACCAUGAACAUAAGAGUUCAAAGGAGGUUGCUGUGGCACUCUGACAAAAUUAAUAUCAGUUCCUUUUCUCAUAAUUUCUGAGCCAUUGUUUGCAUCGGGGUGAUGCUGCCUAACUAAUGUGCCCCCUCUCAUUUGUAUUUUAACCACUGUUAAACUUCACUCUUACUUAUCCAGUGACUUCACCAGCUUCCAGGCAAGACAACUUGACCAUUAAGACCUGCUUAACAAUGCAAUGAGCACAUUUUCUGUGGACCUCCAAAGUCCCAAAUUAUAUCCUUCUUCAGGAUAUUUUAAAAAAUAUUUUAAAAGCAUAUUUUAGGGCAGCCUCUCUUCUCUGCCUGUGGACAACCCAAAAUGUCAGAAGCAGGUGCAGACAGCUGAUGCAUCCUCAAAACUUUAUGGAUGUAGCUGGUGUGUUGGAGGCCCACUGAAAAUCUCUCUUUCCUAUUCUCUUUGGAAGUAGCAGGAUGCAGUUUGCAAAGCUGUUAAGACCCAGUGUUUUAAAUCUGCCUGUGGUUUAUCAAAAUGCCAAAGAUGACUCUGGGAUGGGUGCAAGUGCUUGCUUUUCUUGAUAAGAGCAUGCCUUAUAGUAACCUUACAACACCACAGAAUGGGGUUACAUGCAGAUAGAGUUGUUAAGAGAGCUUUAAAUUCCUGAGCAGUUGAAAGUUAGAGUGGGAUGCUGUGAGGCAGCUUUUCUUACUUCUGUAUGCAGUUCUGAUUCACAGGUUGCACCCUUUCCCUCAGAUACUGCACUUGAACCACUGGUUUUUGCAUCCAAAGUGGGGGAAAGAAUGAGAUUGGCGGUAACCUUUGUUGGGAAAGAACAAGUUUUCUCAGAACAUAGCAUCACAUCAAGAUUUGAGCACUGGUUUUCUAGGUCAGGAAGCCUGGGUCAAGGAUGUAGUGGCAAAGAAACAGUUUGGUAGCGACUGAAUUUGCAUAGGGAAUUAAUUAGUAUCUUUGUCUCCUGGUUUGGGAUGGGAGUCAUUUUAGUGUGGCUAGCAGAUUUGGCCAUUGCUUCUGCUGCACAUGGGCAUGUGUACACAAGUUUCCAGUUUCCGAGAGCUUUGCACAUAUGUCCAACAGCAGGAUCUUGGGUGAUGCUACAAAUGAGGUCAUAGGGAAAACAAACAAGCCAUUAGGCUGAAAACCCAUCAGCUGCUUGGUCAAAGAAGGGACCCUGCUCCUACUCCCACUGAAGUCCAUGACAAAACUCUGACCUCAAUGGAGAGAUCUAGGAACAGGCCAAAAAGAGGCCACAAUGCACUAGUGCAGCCACAGAGAGUAACCCGACCUCUGAGGAGCAAUCAGGGUGCCUUCUAAUACACGGACAAGUUAAUGGAUUCAGUCUUGGCAACAGCCCUGUGGACAGUCCCCACUUUGUGGCAGCAGGAGGAAUGAAUGCCGCCUUGUGAAUAUAAAUUCCUAUUCACCCCACCCCAAAACUGUCUUGCUGCUGCUCCUCACAAUCAUCUGCCACCCCACGGUGGUGUAUUGGCAUAGCAAACAACAAGCUCAAACCAAAAAAAAAAAGAAUAAUGGAAGCAUGUUAGCAAACAGGACUUGCUAUCAAGUCAGUAUUCUCAUAUAACUCCAGUAAGGUCCGUCCAUCUCUUGUUAGAGGUCUGAUAUAUGUAUGGGAACCAAACGUAUCAAUGAUGUAUGUCCUUGAAUGUCUUAGUCAACAUAUCACCUCAGCAUGCAUACAAUUCAUUGUUAUUCAUUCAUUCUGGGUGGGGAAAAUAUAUAUUCCCCCAUCUUGCUUAGUCAGUGAAAAAUUUCUUUAUCAUUCUGUUGGGGGUUUGGGGGGAAAUUUUUAUAUAAGGCAUAACUUUUUCCUCUGUGUGUGAAGAUUUUAUGUGUUCAUCUACUGAUUCCACAUAUGCUAUUAUUGUAAAUAUUUAACAUUUCUAUUUAUUAUAGUGUCUCCAUUUAAAAAACAAAACAAACCCAAACACUGCUGGCUAUGAUAAUUUAAACAUGUCAUGACCUGUGUUGUAUAUAUUCAUGCCACUAGUAUGUUUUUGUUGUUGUUGUUUAUAGCAACGUAAAUAUAAUUUUAUACAGUUCCAUAAUGUUAUUGACAGCAUAAAUCAUUUAUUUAUUGUUAAACCUUCUUUCAUAUCUUAACAGGUAGGGUGUGUUUUACCUGAGAGUAUUUUAAUCGAGACAUCUAGGUAGCCUUAAUUUUUUGUAAAAUUAUUUUUUAAAAAUAACUGUCCAGUUACAUUGAUGAGUAUUCUUCAUGAGCUGCUGUUCACAAAGGAAGUUUAGCUUGGAAAAAAAACAAGAUCUGAACGUUCCCUUUAUGCUUUGUAUCUGGAAUAAGCCUUGUUCUGAAACGGAAAAAGAAAAAAUAAACCAAACUGGAUGUAGUAAAAUGCCUACUGGAAAAAUAAAACAAACAAAUGCUGAAAAAUGCUGUCCUCAUUUAAAAAAAUGCUGAAAUGUAAUAAAAAAUCUGUCCUUAAAUUCCAGAACUUCAGGAGAAAAACAUACUAGUUUUAUCUCAUGUAGAAUUUACAGCCAAAUAAGCUUGUAAAAAGAUGCAUAUGGAUCUAGGCAAAUCUCUGUACCUUUUCACACUAUUAUUUUUCCUUAAACACUAAUAAAUGUUUUGAAUAAGUC